Molecule: messenger RNA, 1491 nt
Organism: Nicotiana tabacum (common tobacco)
Lineage: Eukaryota; Viridiplantae; Streptophyta; Magnoliopsida; Solanales; Solanaceae
Source: RefSeq, a predicted model, not a curated record
AUGUAUGCAGAGGAACAGUUGCAGUCACUUUACAGCUGUGGGGAGUUGACUGAUACAGUCAGCAAGGGAACUGAAAUCGAUCUGUUCCCUCUAUUAGGAUGUGGAACAGGUUCCCAUCUGGUUCUUAACAUUAAGUUUGUCAGCUCAUCAAAACAUAACAGGACACAUAACUUAUCAUCUUGCAAUGCCUCAUUCAUAGCACUGGUUCCAAAGAAGAAAGUUGCAGCUGAGCUGAAGGACUAUAGACCAAUCAGUUUAAUCGGCUGGCAGCAAAAUGCAUUUAUUAAGGGCAGGCAGAUCUCUGAUGCAUCUCUUGUAGCAAAUGAAGUGCUUGACUGGAGGACAAAAAGUGGUAUUCCUAAAAUUCUUUGUAAAUUGGAUAUUGAGAAGGCGUUUGAUCAAUUGGGCUGGGGACAAGUUGGAUUCUUCUCUCCUCGGAAGGGAUUGAGGCAGGGUGACCCUCUCUCCCCAUUCCUUUUUAUCCUAGCUAUGGAAGGCCUUACCAGAAUGUUGGAUAGAGCAAAGCAAUUGCACUGGAUACAAGGUUUCCAAGUGGGAAGAGAUCCAAUGAACACCAUUAACGUCUCCCAUCUUCUUUAUGCAGAUGAAACUUUAAUUUUCUGUGAAGCCAACAAGACACAAGUCCAGAAUCUCAACAUAACCCUCCUCAUUUUUGAAGAUUUAUCGGGAUUACAUAUCAAUAUGUUGAAAAUUGUCAUAUACUCCGUCAAUGAAGUCCCAAAUUUAAAAGAACUUGCAGAGAUACUCAGUUGCAACACUGGCUCACUUCCCACCCCCUAUCUCGGCCUACCUCUUGGAGCAAAAUUCAAGUCAACAAGGAUCUGGAAUGGCAUAAUUGAAAAUUUUGAGAAGAGGCUAGCGACAUGGCAAAUGCAAUAUUUAUCCAUGUUCAGUUCUCAAGAAGCUAGACAAAAUGAGAAGAACAUUCCUAUAUGGAGGGUAACAUCCAAGUUCACAGAUUCCACCUUGUUAAGUGGAGUAGAUGUAUUCAACCAAAGGCAAUGGGGGGUUUUAGGUAAAAGAGAUCUAAAGCUUCACAACAAAAGAAUGCUUCUUAAAUGGAUUUGGAGGUAUAGACAAGGGGAAUCUGUCUGUUGGAAAGAUGUCAUCACUGCUAAGUAUGGAGCUCAGAACAAUUGGUGCACUAAGACGGUUACAUCAUCACAUGGCACUGGUCUUUGGAAGAACAUCUCUGCGAAGAAGAAUGAGUUCUUGCAAAACAUCUCUUACAAGGUUGGAAAUGGAGCAAAGGUCAAGUUCUGGAAAGGCAAUUGGCUGGAGAACAUUGUACUUAAAGAAUCAUUUCCAGCACUUGCCUCAAUUGCUUGCAAUCUGCUGAUAAUAGAGAGGGCAACAUAUGGAAUAUCACUUUCAGAAGGAACCUGCAAGAUUGGGAGUGAUGAUUUUCUGAACCUAUUAACUUUGAUUGAAGGCCACAAUAUUACAGAGUCAUGUUCAGACAAAAUUUAA